AAGUACUUUACGCAUGCCCAGUCAAACCACCGGGCGGGAUCGCCAUUUUGAUCAUUUCCUCCAAAUUUCGCACCAGAAAAGAAGGUCAAAAUGACGGAUUCCAAGUACUUCACCACCACAAAGAAGGGUGAGAUCUUCGAACUGAAGGGCGAGCUCAACUCAGACAAGAAGGAGAAGAAGAAGGAGGCUGUGAAGAAGGUGAUCGCGUCCAUGACAGUGGGGAAGGAUGUCAGCGCGCUGUUUCCGGACGUGGUCAACUGUAUGCAGACGGACAACCUGGAACUGAAAAAGCUGGUGUACCUGUACCUGAUGAACUAUGCCAAGAGUCAGCCCGACAUGGCCAUCAUGGCCGUCAACACGUUCGUGAAGGAUUGUGAGGAUACCAACCCGCUCAUCCGCGCCCUGGCUGUACGCACCAUGGGCUGCAUCCGUGUGGACAAGAUCACCGAGUAUCUCUGCGAACCUCUCAGGAAAUGCCUGAAGGAUGAGGAUCCCUAUGUGCGUAAGACAGCAGCAGUGUGUGUGGCCAAGCUACAUGACAUCAAUGCCCAGCUUGUGGAGGACCAGGGUUUCCUGGACCAGCUCCGUGAGCUCCUGUCUGACUCCAACCCUAUGGUUGUGGCCAAUGCGGUGGCUGCGCUCUCUGAGAUCAGCGACACCUCCCCCAGCCCUGCCGCCCAGAUGGAGAUGAAUCAGCAGACCAUCAAUAAGCUGCUAGCUGCCCUGAAUGAGUGUACCGAAUGGGGGCAGAUUUUCAUCCUUGAUGCCCUGUCCAACUAUGUUCCCAAGGAUGAUCGGGAGGCCCAAAGCAUCUGUGAACGUGUCACUCCCCGUCUGGCACAUUCCAACGCAGGUGUGGUCCUGUCUGCGGUGAAGGUACUGAUGAAAGGGAUGGAGUAUGUGGGGAUGGAGACUGAGUUUGUUACAACACUACAGAAGAAGCUUGCUCCGCCCCUCGUCACUCUGUUGUCCUCUGAACCGGAGGUCCAGUAUGUAGCCCUGAGGAACAUCAACCUCAUUGUCCAGAAAAGACCUGACAUCCUGAAGCACGAGAUGAAGGUGUUCUUUGUGAAGUACAACGACCCCAUCUACGUCAAACUGGAGAACUGGACAUCAUAUCCGUCUGCCACGCAGGAGAACAUCGCACAGGUGCUUGCUGAGCUGAAGGAAUAUGCCACAGAAGUGGAUGUGGAUUUUGUGCGGAAGUCUGUGCGGGCCAUCGGACGCUGUGCCAUCAAAGUGGAGCAAGCAGCAGAGAGAUGUGUGUCAACACUGUUGGACCUCAUUCAAACUAAGGUGAACUACGUGGUCCAGGAGGCUAUUGUCGUCAUUAAGGAUAUCUUCCGCAAGUAUCCUAACAAGUAUGAGAGCAUCAUCUCCACUCUGUGUGAGAACCUGGAAAGUCUAGAUGAGCCCGAUGCUCGUGCAUCCAUGAUUUGGAUUGUGGGUGAAUAUGCAGAACGGAUUGACAACGCAGAUGAGUUGUUGGAGAGCUUCUUGGAGGGCUUCCAUGAUGAAAGCACACAGGUUCAGCUGCAGCUGUUGACUGCCAUAGUGAAGCUGUUCCUGAAGAAGCCCACAGAGACCCAGGAGCUGGUGCAGCAGGUGCUGAGUCUGGCCACCCAGGACAGCGACAACCCAGACCUGCGCGACCGCGGCUACAUCUACUGGCGCCUGCUGUCCACCGACCCCGCCGCCGCCAAGGAGGUCGUGCUCGCCGAGAAGCCGCUCAUUUCCUCGGAGACAGACCGCCUGGAGCCAACGCUGUUGGAUGAACUGAUCUGCUACAUCGCCAGUUUGGCAUCAGUUUACCACAAGCCUCCGAGUGCGUUUGUGGAGGGACAGGCGCUUGUCGUCCGUAGAACCCAGCUGCCGGUACGGUCUGCGUCAGGAGAGCCCGGCGCUACCGGAGCGACAGAGAGUCCCGUACCACAGCAGGCACAACCGGUACAACAACAGCAGUCAGUCAUCCCCAGUCAUGACACAGCCAUGGGGGAUCUGCUGGGUGACCUGUUAUCUAUGGACCUGAACCCUCAACCACAACAACAGAUGUCCAUGACCCCGGCACCACAGCAGGACAUGGGCGGCAUGGACCUUCUUGGCGGAGGUUUGGACAGCUUGUUGGGCGGCCCCAGCCCUGUGGCAGGGAUGCCUGCCUCUCAGGCCUCCAUGGGUGGUGGCUUGGGCGACAUCCUUGGUCUUGGAAUUUCCAGUACGACCUAUGUGCCUCCAAAACAAGUAUGGCUGCCGGCGCCCAAGGCCAAGGGACUGGAAGUGUCAGGAACGUUUUCCAUCCGACAGAACGUGCGCUACAUGGACCUCACUUUGAAGAAUAACGCCAUGGCGCCUAUGGGUGACUUUGCUAUCCAGUUCAACAAAAACAGUUUUGGGCUUUCACCAGCCUCUGCACUCCAAGUUCCAUCCCCCCUGAGUCCCGGCCAGACUGCCGAUGUGACCCUCCCCCUGGGUACAAAUGGACCAGUCCAGAAGAUGGAUCCCCUUAUGAACCUACAAGUGGCCAUGAAGAACAACAUUGAUGUCUUCUACUUCUCCUGUCUUAUCCCUAUCCACCUGCUUUUCACUGAGGAUGGACAAAUGGAGUAUGCUAAUCAAAGAUCAGCAUCAGAUCGGAAAGUGUUCCUGGCCACGUGGAAAGACAUUCCUGACUCAAACGAGGUCCAGAAGGAGAUUGCAAACCCCAACCAGCUGGAUCCUAAGGGCAUCUCGGACAAGCUUCAGCAGAGUUUCAUCUUCACGAUCGCACAGAGAAACGUGGAUGGCAGAGACAUGCUGUACCAGUCCCUCAAGCUGACCAAUGGGAUCUGGGUGUUGGCGGAACUGAAAAUCCAGCCCAGAAGUCCGACUAUGACCCUGUCUCUGAAGACACGAGCCUUGGAUGUCAUUCCUCAAGUGCAACAGGCUUACGAACUCAUCAUAGCAAAUAUGUGAAGCUUCAAGUAACGUCCUGUAACUGGGUAGAACAUUGUGAGCUGUCAGUGUCAUCUUCAAAAUGAGAUGUGUAAUUAGUCGUCCAUAGAGCAAUCAAAAUUUACUGGGUGUCCACUUCAAAAUGGUAAAGCACAUCCACCGUGUAGGAUUUGUAGGGGGAAAAUUUCAUGGAAAGGUCUGGACUGACUUUAUUUUUAGAUGUGUCAGGCGUAUCUCGAUUAAUGAUAAAGUUUAACAGCCUGUACACGUUCAUAUUUCAGUACGGCCCCCUUUUCUUAGAUUUUAGAAGAAAAGAUAAGCACAUCCCAUGCUUUUCCCAGUGAACUAGCCCAUAGAGAACAGAUAUACAUGUAUAUGUAACAUUGAUGCAGAAGAUUGUCAAAAUUGUGGAUACUGUGACGUGAUUGGUCAUAGGAUUGCUAAUACAGAAUGUUGAUUGUCUCAAAUCACAUAAAGACAACUGUAGCGUCAAACUUGUGCAAAGUGCACAUUAUACAUCAGCUGUGGAAUCAGUUUAAAUAACAGCAAUUCUAUCUCAGAGUAAUCUUUUUUUCCUUUAUAUAAUUCUGUUUGAUUCGUUCAUAUAGCUAUUAUGAUAUGACAGAAAUAAAUGAUCUGUAUGAAAAAUAACA
Branchiostoma floridae (Florida lancelet) is the source of this 3581-nucleotide messenger RNA. RefSeq names its product AP-1 complex subunit beta-1-like. The transcript has 19 exons. Gene Ontology annotation, molecular function: clathrin binding. Gene Ontology annotation, cellular component: membrane coat; clathrin adaptor complex. The record is from RefSeq and is a predicted model, not a curated record. The coding region runs from base 91 to 2949 and encodes 952 amino acids. Lineage: Eukaryota; Metazoa; Chordata; Leptocardii; Amphioxiformes; Branchiostomatidae. Gene Ontology annotation, biological process: intracellular protein transport; vesicle-mediated transport.